Molecule: messenger RNA, 513 nt
Organism: Fomitopsis serialis
Lineage: Eukaryota; Fungi; Basidiomycota; Agaricomycetes; Polyporales; Fomitopsidaceae
Exons: 3
Source: RefSeq, a predicted model, not a curated record
CUCAGAAUCGAGGACGGCCACGGCUCUUUGGUGGCAUGCGUGUUCCCAUCCAUGCCCAAUCAUAUGCAACAGAUGCUGAUAGCCUACUUGGUGGCAGCCUUCGAGGCUCAGUCCGCAAAUCUUCAGGAAACUGACUCCGCGUCAGAGGGCCAAGAGUACUGCUUCCCAGCUCUCCACUUCUCAUGGUACAAUCGUCACGGAACAAGGGGACAUGAAAUUCCUACGAGCUCCCAUCCCAUCCUCUCAGAGAAGGACGAUCAUUCGCGGACUAACUACACGCAGAUGCUCCCCUACCCCUCCCGGGACAUGAGCAAGUUCGAGGAGAUAUAUCAGAAUCUAGAGGAGAUAUUCCAAGGUGUUUUUGAAUGGAUGGCGGAGCAUGCAAGAUGCUGGCUGCCCGAGGAGUACCACGACCUUAGUAUGGACGCAGAAGUGCUUCCGGGGAAUGCGCACUCAAUAGUGCAUCCAUUCCUGUUGCUUGUCGUAAACCUCAAUGUCACCACUUCAGCUCAC